UUUUGACCCCGUUCUUACAUCUUCAAUAGUAUCUGAGUGCUGUACUAUCAUUCUCACAACAGUCUUUAUAGCCCCGUAGUAGCCAAGAUGGGAAAGAGAGUACGCCAUUUCGUCGGGGUGGAGAGCUCUGAGCAGCUCGCUUUCAUCGAUGAGCUUCAGGCGCUUGGACUCAGUAACACCAUCAAGCUCCCGGAGCUUGUCGUCGUCGGUGACCAGAAUACCGGCAAGAGCUCUGUCCUUCAGGCGAUCACCGAGGUUUCCUUCCCAGUUAAGGACAAUAUGUGCACUCGCUUUCCUAUUCAGAUCUCGUUUCGACAGACAUCCGCAGCUAAGGAACUUCCUGUGAAAGCUACAGUGGUCCCUGGCCCACUGUCCGAGCAAGACGACGAGUUUCUCGCUCGGAUACAGAAUUUCGCGAUUGAGAAGGAGGAACUGACAUCGGAGGUCAUGAAGGAGAUUAUAGAUAAAGCAACGGAAUGUAUCUUCGGUGACAACAAGUCUACCGAAAAAUUGACACUUAGCGAUGCGACCCUUCGAAUCGAGCGCUCUGGCCCCGAUGAAAUGCACUGGACUAUUGUUGACCUUCCCGGUUUGAUACGCGGAAAGAAAUCGGGGAAAGGCGGAGAUGCAUUAAAUGACGCCGGUAAGGCAUUAAACGACGAAUCGCAUGUCUGGAAUAACGUGGCAGUUGCGGAGGAGCUGGCUCGUACUUACUUAAGUAACGAACGAAAUAUCAUUCUGGUGGUCGUCGACAAUGUGGACGUGGAGCGGCAUAAGACCUUUGAGUUGAUAGAAGAGAUACCGAGUCUGCAGACCCGAUGCAUUGGGGUUCUCACAAAAUGCGAUCGGAAGCAAGAAGGAUCGGACCAUUGGAUGAUCAAACUGCUUCAAAACGACCUGGCCACUGUUCCGCACUUGGACCAUGGUUGGUUUGGACUACGCAACAGAUUGCCUACUGAACCUAGUUCCUCUGAUGUAGAGCGCGACGAUAUGGAGCUUAAAGAAUUUGCUAAGCCAGCUUGGGAAGGUGUAUCGAAAGAUAGGACUGGAAUACGAUCGUUGAUGAGCUACAUCGACAAGGAGCGACGGGCUCAAAUCCAGAAGGAGAUUCCUCAAAUUAUUACAGAGAUCACCCAAAAUCUCCGUGAAUGCGAAGCCACCCUGAAAAGAAUGGGGGAGUCUAGGACUACUGCGCGAGCUCAGCGAUAUUACGUCCUCCAGUUCUGCAAUGAGAUGCAGAAGAUGGCCGAGGGAACCUUAAGAGGUCAGCAUCAAGACAUACCUUCAACAGAUGCAAAAGCCAUGCUGCGUUACAAAAUCCGACUUCGACUGGAUCAAUUCCGUGACGAUAUGUGCAAGAGCGAAAAUAUCGCCAUCAGGUUUACCAACUACCGAGAAGACCUGGAGUGGCUCAGAUCUCAAAGCUCCGACCCCAGGGUAUGGGAGGAGCAUGUGACCAACGGCCAGGGGCUCUACGCAGCAAUCGCUCAGGAGGCCAAGAUAUGCGAAGGAAGAAGCCUUCCGGGGAGCGUUCAUCCAGACGUAGAAGAGAAGCUUUUCCGAAAGCUAUCAGCACACUGGGAAGGUAUUGCCCGUGAGUUUGUCGAGGACGUCAAGGUCAUGGUUACAGAUUGCUACAACAUUCUGUUGAAAAUUGCAAUACCGAACGGUAAAGUGCGUUUGGAAGUGGGUCGUAUUGUUGGGAAAACGCUUGAAGAAUGGAACAAAGAUGCAGACAACGCACUCCGGGAAUUAGUUGAGGAUAACCAGGCUCGUCCAUUGAUUACUCGCAAUCCAUCCCUACUGUCCUUUACGAGCUUGACAGAUCAAAUCUUGCUUGGUCAUUCCUCCAACAACAAAACAACGAAUGGUAAGACCAAUGGCACUCUGGAUGGUGAAGAUGCAAGCCCGUACUUUAUACCUACAUCCUUGAACCAGAUUCUUUCCGCCCGAGCCAGGCUGGAUGGAUACUAUGAUAUUGCUCUAUGGCGCUUUAUCGACAAUGUCGCAAUGCAGGUUAUGGAGAGACAUGUGCUGGGUCCGAAAUGUCCAAUGCGCAUUGUCUCCGCCGACAGGUUUGCGCAGCUUGAUGAUACAGAGCUGAACACGGUUGCCGGCGAAGACGAAGCUGAUACUCGUAUGCGUGCAAGACUGGAGAGGACGCGAUCUCGCUAUCAGAAAGCACUUGAGCGAUGGGAAAGACUGAGGGUUCUCUGAUUCACGGAGGGUCAAUACGUGCUACCGUAUAAAACCGUCACCUAUCAUCUGGGGUAUGAUGUAUGUGCGCACAUGUAUACGUUCGAAAUAUUUUAAUUAGACAAUAGUGUCUCUGGUAUUCUAAUUGCUUGAUGAAGUAUUUCAGUUGGGAACUAGAAAGGUAAUCCGAGGCUUCUCACCUAGAAAGUCUCGUUUUGGAUAUGUUUUCGUUUGUAAAUUUAUGUAUUCGGCGCCUGCUGGUAUUUG
Molecule: messenger RNA, 2463 nt
Organism: Aspergillus caelatus
Lineage: Eukaryota; Fungi; Ascomycota; Eurotiomycetes; Eurotiales; Aspergillaceae
Product: putative dynamin family GTPase
Exons: 5
Coding region: 88-2217 (709 amino acids)
Cellular component (GO): cytoplasm; microtubule; membrane
Molecular function (GO): GTPase activity; GTP binding; microtubule binding
Source: RefSeq, a predicted model, not a curated record